This is a messenger RNA of Alternaria ventricosa, 387 nucleotides long. RefSeq lists its product as uncharacterized. Gene Ontology annotation, molecular function: ATP binding; protein kinase activity. Gene Ontology annotation, biological process: protein phosphorylation. The transcript has a single exon. The coding region runs from base 1 to 387 and encodes 128 amino acids. The record is from RefSeq and is a predicted model, not a curated record. Lineage: Eukaryota; Fungi; Ascomycota; Dothideomycetes; Pleosporales; Pleosporaceae.
AUGAACGGCAGAAGCGGCCCCAAACGGAUGUUACGCAUCGAAGAGGGUCAACACUACUUGCUCGAACCCAACGACGAGCUGCCGUACAAGUUACUUCGCAACCUGGGGCAAGGAGGAUUCUCCAACGUGGAAGAAGUCGAGAACCGACAUACUGGCAUGGUCUUGGCCUGCAAGGUCUUCAAGUUUGGCGGCUCUUCAGCUGAGAGACAACGCCUUUUUGACAAUGAGGUCAAGGUCAUCCGCCGGUUAGCUUCGCAUCACCACAUCACUCGCAUCUUCGCGACAUACGUAGGGAGGGAUCAAGUAGGCAUCUUACUAACACCAGUCGCCGAUCGCGGUUCGCUGGAUAUCUUCCUACGGGAUGCUCAUGAAGGUGAGCUCACAUAG